Rhipicephalus sanguineus (brown dog tick) is the source of this 579-nucleotide messenger RNA. RefSeq lists its product as uncharacterized. The transcript has 2 exons. The coding region runs from base 4 to 579 and encodes 191 amino acids. Lineage: Eukaryota; Metazoa; Arthropoda; Arachnida; Ixodida; Ixodidae. The record is from RefSeq and is a predicted model, not a curated record.
GCUAUGGCCACCACUUACGGAAAGCUGCCGGAGUUCUGCCCGGACUCAGGAAACAUCGACGUCUACCUAGAAAGGUUCGAACUAUUUGCGAAAGCAAAUGAAACAGACGACGAAAAGAAGCUUGAAGUCUUCCUGACCAUAAUUCGGCGGCCGAAAUCGCCCACCGAAGUAAAGUACGAAGACGCCAAGAAGGUGCUGCAACAGCACUACGUCCUGAAGCGGUCUGUGGUCACCGAGCGAUACCACUUCUACCGGCGUAACCAGGAGGCAAAUGAAACCAUCGCACAGUUUCUUGUGAAAUUGAAGAGGCUCGCCGCGACAUGCUCUUUCGGAAGUUUCCUCCAAGAAGCGCUACGGGACCACCUAAUUGCCGGACUACGCAGCGACACCAUCCGAUGCCGUCUUCUCGAGUUGCCCGACGACGCGGUCACCUGGAAAGGAGUGUGCAAGGUAGCCACCGCCAUGGAGGCUGCACAGAAGGACACCCAGGAUAUGCUGUGCGACAGCACCGGGGCCAGCAACGCUCAACUGCACUGGCAAGGAAGCCAAGGGAAGCCUAGCGCAACAAGCAAGAUAUGA